AUGAAGUGCCUUGCAAUUCUCUUCACCUUUGUUGCUCUCUCUGAAUGUCUUGUUAAGAUUCCAUUGCAGAGAGAGAAGACGCGAAGAGGGAUGCUCAGGGAGAAAAACUUGCUAGAAAGUUUUCAGAAAACCCAUCAUGACAUUGAUACAGAAUUUAUCACAACCUUUUCUAAACGUGGCCGAUUUAAGAAACCACUUAAGAACUUCCAGGAUCUGACAUACUAUGGAACUAUCUACAUUGGAACCCCACCACAGCCAUUCAAGGUUCUGUUUGACACUGGAUCAUCCUCUCUCUGGGUGCCAUCUAUCUAUUGCAAGGAUAAAGCAUGCAAAACACACCAUAGAUUUGACCCACGUAAGUCUUCUACCUUCCAAGGAACAGAACAGCCAUUCUCCAUUAAGUAUGGGAAAGGAAGCAUGGAAGGGAUCUUUGGACUUGAUACAGUCAAGAUAUCCAAUCUUACUAUUUCUGAUAUGGAAUUUGGAUUGAGCACCAGGGAGUCAGAAUACUUUACCAAAUCUAUAUAUGAUGGGAUCCUCGGCUUAGGCCCUGGGCGGAGAAGUUCAUUCAUUGAUAACCUGAUGAAGAAAGGCUUGCUUGAGAAAGACGAAUUUUCUGUUUAUCUCAGCGGAAAAACAGAUGGGAGCAUGGUCAUUUUUGGUGGAAUUGAUCAAUCCUAUUUUACUGGUCGUAUUAACUGGAUUCCUGUCAAAUAUCAAUGGCGGAUUGCCGUGGACAGCAUUCUAGUGAAUUCUAAGAAGAUUGCCUGCAGAGAUGGCUGUCAAGCACUUCUUGACACAGGGACGUCCUUAUUGCUUGGUCCAAAAUCUGAAAUUAACCAAAUCCAGCAAGCCGUUGGCAAGGUAAGAUUGACUUUUGCUGAUUUUCUUCAUACUCAUUCCUUCAACUGCAGAAACCUCCGCAAAAUGCCAAAUGUUGUUUUUGUAAUCAACGGAAUUCAAUAUCCUUUAACUCCACAAGCCUAUACUCAUAAGGAUAACGGCCAUUGCAAGAGUGGCUUUAGCUCUGGCAGCAAAGAUUAUGAUCACUUGAUACUAGGAGAUAUGUUCCUCAGAGAAUACUACAGUAUAUUUGACAGGGGGAACAACCAAGUUGGACUGGCAAAGGCAGUGUAAAAAAAAUUCUGCAUUUAAACUAUGCAAGUGCUGUAGUUGCUCAUUUAAUCAGCUAAUGCCAAUGUUGUUGUAACUUCAUAGCAAUGUAUUUGAGCUAAUACUAUCACUCGGUGUCCUAUUAAAAAUUAUAUUCGUCAGAUGCCUUCAAAGAAGAUGCAGGUGGUAGCAUUGUUGUGGCAUAUAUGAUCUGAAAAUUAUGUAUUUCAAAUUAAUAAACUGUU
Podarcis raffonei (Aeolian wall lizard) is the source of this 1358-nucleotide messenger RNA. Its product is annotated as chymosin-like. Gene Ontology annotation, molecular function: aspartic-type endopeptidase activity. The coding region runs from base 1 to 1137 and encodes 378 amino acids. NCBI's taxonomy places the organism in Eukaryota, Metazoa, Chordata, Lepidosauria, Squamata, Lacertidae. The transcript is spliced from 9 exons. The record is from RefSeq and is a predicted model, not a curated record. Gene Ontology annotation, biological process: proteolysis.